AUGGAUGUUCUUUUAAAGAGACGCUCUGUUAGAAUGUUUGAUCCAAAUUUCAAUAUCCCACGUGAGGACCUCGAAAAAAUCAUGACAGCCGCACAAAAUUAUCCAUGUUCUUAUGGAAGACAAGAAGUUGAUUUUGUUGUUUGCACAAACAAAGAACUUUUGCAGAACCUUUCAGAUCAGCUUCAUCAUAACAUUCCAGAAUUCGAACAUUAUUUAGAUAAUAGAAUCGCAGAGUUGCAUGUUAAGCAAACAAUAUGGUGCGAUGCAACAUGUGUUGUUUUCUUGGUUUCCAAUAAAACAAAGAACUUCCAUGCUGAUUCUAAAGAAAUGAAUAUGGGAGAAGCCGGAAUGAGCGUUAUUGCAGCUGCUGAAGCACUUGGCUAUAAUACUCUUCCUGUUUUAAUGCCAGCUAAUCCAGCCGCUUCAGAAUUCACUGCAAAAGCACUUAACAUUCCAAAGGAAGACCUUGGUCUUUCAAUUGCUCUUGGAAAGGCACUUCCAGAAUGGAAGGAUCACCUUCAAGAAAAGGAGAUUAAGUCUAACGUUAAAUACAUUGAAUAA
Trichomonas vaginalis G3 is the source of this 561-nucleotide messenger RNA. RefSeq names its product NAD(P)H nitroreductase YDGI-related family. The record is from RefSeq and is a predicted model, not a curated record. Gene Ontology annotation, molecular function: oxidoreductase activity. Bases 1 to 561 code for a protein of 186 amino acids. Lineage: Eukaryota; Parabasalia; Trichomonadida; Trichomonadidae. The transcript has a single exon.